AGAUAUCCGCUGUGCUUCUGAAAAAGAAUGAGGGACAAACUCUGGGAGGGAGCAGUCGAGUGUGUAGACAUGAGCGUUCACACACUUCACACACUCUUACAGGACUGAUAGCGCAGCAUCAUUUGCAGGACCGUCCAACAUCUCACACACACACACACACACACCAGCUUCGGCCCUGCGGACCCCGUCACACACCAGGAGAAGAGCAAGUCCUGCCAUGAUCAGAGUAAUCCUCCUCUCGCUGUCUCUCUGCACAUCAUCUCACGCCUCCUCCAGUGAUCCGUACAGCGGGUGUGUGCCGGGGAAAGUGUGUGAGGCCAAGUUUGGGAACGGAGUGUGUGACCAGGAGUGCUCGAGCUCGGCCUGUCUGAGAGACGGCUUCGACUGCCUCGGGGAGAAGAGCUCCUGCAUUUCAGGGCAUAUUCAAUACUGCCGAAAUCAUUAUGACAACGGCUUCUGUGACCAGGGCUGCAGGAGCGCGGCCUGUGGCUGGGACGGGUCCGACUGCCUCCGGAACCAGUUCCCCGUCUGGGCCAGAGGAAGCCUGUUACUGCACACCAGAACUCCAGUGCACUCGGGUCAGAGCCAGAACAGCUCUCUGCUGUGGGCCUUAAGCACUGUCCUGCAGACCAGCGUCAAGCUCCGAGGAACGGCCCCGCUGCGGCCCUCCGACGACCUGCUGACACUCGACACGCGGCAGCUGGAGGAGCUGCACACACACACACACACACCGGCCUACGACAGCAACGGGUCGGUGUUGUUCCUCCAGCUGGAUAACAGAGCCUGCUCCCGUCUUCCCUCCAGCUGUUUCCAGUACGCCGCCGAGGCCGCACAGUUCCUGCGGGCCGUCCUGGCACUGAAACCCCCCCCGUUCCCCAUGAUCCCCGAGAUCCAGGCGGCUGUGAUCAGUGUGCGUGGCGUGGACGAGGAAAUAGGAGCCAGAGACGAGGUCAAACUGCCCAAAGAGGAACGCAACAUUCUUGGAGCGUCUCCGGCCUGGAUGUGGCCGGUGGUCGGCGUGUCGGCUGGACUCGGUGUGGCUCUUGUCCUGAUUAUCCCGUCAUUGCUCCUGUGGUUAAAGAGGAGACGCCAGCGGACAGAAGGAGGCGAGCGAGUUCGUCACAGAUCCAUCGUGACCGACAGCAAAACCUGGACUCGAUCUGAGGAGAACAGAAGCAGAUCAGGACGAGAUAAAGACAGAAAUGGGCUAAAGAAAAACAAGAAAGGGAAGGAGUCAGGAAAGAGACGCAAGGAGCCGCUCGGGGAGGAUGCGAUCCGAAUGCGGCCCCUGAGGAAGGAACUGGACAUUGGAAGUGACACCGACGUGACCCAGAGCUCCAUGGAGGACAUCAACAAGACCAUCUGUGACCACAGAUCACCGGACCAAAAGCACUUCCAACCGCCCCGCAUGCUGGCUCCACCGAGAGGAUGGGAGAGAAACCCAGUUCCUACACCUCAAAGAGCACCAAGAAAUAGCGCUCCGGUGCAGUGGUGCGGUCCCGACGGCUCGGUCGUGCUGAUCCGUGCGGUCAGAAGUGGACUGGACCGAGUGGUUCUGGAGCUCCUGAGAGCCGGAGUCCCGGUCAAUAACACCGACCACACGGGUAGAUCUGCCCUUCACUGGGCUUGCUCAGUAAAUCACCUCCCAUUGACACGGACUCUCAUUCGCUACGGUGCCGCUGUGGACUUACAGGACCAUAGGGGUGAAACGGCUUUGUUUCUCUCGGCUCUCCACGGUUGCUAUGACACCGCACGAUUCCUGCUGCUCAACGGGGCCAAUCAGGAUCUGUGUGACGGCAAGGGGCGUCGGCCACUGGAUGUGGCUCGAGAGGGAUUACAUCAUCAGGUCCUCGAGCUCCUAUUGGCCCACAGAGUUCACAGGGCCCCGGUGCCUCUGGACCCCUCCACUGAGCUGCUGUGGGACGAUCGCACGUACGCCUUCUCUCCGUGGGUCGCGUCGCCGCCAUGUCUGCCCGGGAGAAGUGCCUCGUUCUCAGGGGUCAUAGGUCACAGGGGGAUGUCAACACCGCCACCCACUGAUUGGCAGAUGGGCUCCUCCCCCCAGAACUGGCGUCCAGCCCCCAACCAAUCAGCAACAGCACUGGUCAGCCCCAGGAUUCUUGGCCGCCCAUCUCGGCCUAUCAGUACUCUCCAGGAAGUGACAUCGGAGGCGGAGGACGAGGAGAGGGAAAUGUUACAGGAUGUCACCCGGGCAGCAACACCUCACUUCCUGUCUCCACAACCAGCGCCUCGACAGCGCUCGUUCUCCUGUACCCAGCAUGCACUGAACCGCCGCUCCAGUGGCAACCAAUCAGAGCCGCCCGUAGCUGUGCCAGCCAAUGAGCGCGUCGAAAUCGUGAUCGUGCCCCACCCGAGAGAAGCAGCCAGCCAAUCAGAGAGCAAACCCACAGGGAACGCCCUCGGCUCACCUCAGAUGGACUCUGAGAGGGACAAUAUAAGGAACUGCGUCUCCAAAAUCCACAGCGAGAGGGUCAAUAAUGAGUCCGGCGUCUUCCUCCAGAGCAGCAUGUGAGACAUGACGUUUGGAAAACUGUUGUUUACAAUACGUCAAAUCAUUUUACAGACUAUACAAUAAUCUGCUUAUGGAAAAUUAUUGGCCGAAUCUCAGGAAAACUCCCCAAAAUCAAAAGCAAUUGGAAUAUGUAUAAAGAAAAUUAAUUAAUUUUAUUAAGAUUUAAUUGACAUUAUUUUCAGGACAAUAAGGCACAUUUUCUUCCACAUGACUGUAAUAUGUUUGUAUGUUUUACUUUAUGUAAUUUAGGAUUUACUUUGCUGUAAUAAAACAUUGUUUAAGUGUCACAAAA
Molecule: messenger RNA, 2825 nt
Organism: Rhinichthys klamathensis goyatoka
Lineage: Eukaryota; Metazoa; Chordata; Actinopteri; Cypriniformes; Leuciscidae
Gene: notchl
Product: notch receptor, like
Exons: 12
Coding region: 218-2533 (771 amino acids)
Biological process (GO): multicellular organism development; cell differentiation; Notch signaling pathway
Cellular component (GO): membrane
Molecular function (GO): protein binding
Source: RefSeq, a predicted model, not a curated record